Molecule: messenger RNA, 3437 nt
Organism: Sinocyclocheilus anshuiensis
Lineage: Eukaryota; Metazoa; Chordata; Actinopteri; Cypriniformes; Cyprinidae
Gene: tbc1d10aa
Product: TBC1 domain family, member 10Aa
Exons: 9
Coding region: 717-2522 (601 amino acids)
Biological process (GO): regulation of GTPase activity
Molecular function (GO): GTPase activator activity; small GTPase binding
Source: RefSeq, a predicted model, not a curated record
AGAAGUGUCAGACGCAGGACUGGAAACUCAGCGCUAAUGCCAUCAUCACCACCCAAACACUAAAAACACGACUCGGCUGACCUGUCAGUUACUUUAUUAUUUGCCUUUCAGCCAUGGGACCUCGACUUAAAUUACGAAAACAACACUGCUGGUGCAUCUCGACUGGGAAUAUAACCUGUUUUCCUCCUCAAAGCUCUGCGUGCGGAAAGAAAACAGUCCGCUGAAGUCGUUGAGCGCGAAACAAACCGUGGGCUGGAAAAAUGUGAUUCAGGAAAUUCAGGCGUAGUUUCGCUCGUCCGGUUGUUUACACAUUUUUUUUUCGGACGAGGUCUCUGCUUGUAUAAAGUACAUUUUCAGUGAUCGCUGUUGUUUUGGGAUCAUACUAGCUAACUGGGUUGGAUAGUGACACGUUGCGCGCUAAGCUAAUUUAGCAUUUAACUCGGGUGAUUUAGACGCACAGUAAUCCGUUUAGAAUACGUUGCAGGUUUAAAAGACGCACAAAUCUACAUACAAAACACGGGAAAUACAGUUAAAGUCAACCUGAAUGAUUUGCUAAAGUCGUGGUGGGACUGUGUAGUUUUGCCUGGCCUGAUUUGGGAUCAAUUAGAGCUGAAGCAUCUCGUUAAUUUCACGUUUUCUCUUGGGAUGACUACUGACGGGUGCAGGAGAUGACCUGUAAGUGAGCUAAUCAGCCUGCCGUGUGUUAGUAGAGGAUCAUGAUGGCUCAGCAGGAGAACGGACGUCUGUUUGAGGAUACUUUGAGUGUGAUGACUCUGGGCAGUCAGUUUGAUGAGGAGAGCUCUUUCGGAUCCGACUCUGAAAUCAACGGCUUCACCAGCUCGAGACAAACUGACAAGUAUGGAUUCAUCGGAGGAGCCCAGCAGUAUUCUUCCGAAUCGGCUCAAGAAGUGCCUCUGGAAGUGUUGAGGCACAGGGAAGCCAAAUGGUUGGAUAUGCUGAACCACUGGGACAAAUGGAUCAGUAAAAGGUUCAAGAAGGUGCGACUGCGAUGUCAGAAAGGAAUCCCACCUUCGUUGCGAGGCAGAGCCUGGCUCUACCUGUCAGGCGGAAAAGUGAAAAGAGAACAAAACAGCCGAAAGUUCGAGGAGUUGGACAGCAUGGAUGGAGACCCUAAGUGGGUUGAUGUGAUAGAAAGAGAUCUACACAGACAGUUCCCCUUCCAUGAGAUGUUUGUGUCCCGAGGAGGUCAUGGGCAGCAGGACCUGUUCCGGGUGUUGAAGGCUUACACCCUGUACAGACCGGAUGAGGGUUACUGCCAGGCUCAGGCUCCUAUAGCAGCAGUGCUUCUGAUGCACAUGCCUGCUGAGGAUGCAUUUUGGGGGCUGGUUCAGAUUUGUGAGAAGUACCUCCCUGGAUAUUACAGCGCAGGCCUGGAGGCCAUACAGUUGGAUGGAGAGAUCUUAAAUGCGUUAUUAAAGCGCGUAUGCCCUCCUGCAUAUCGCCACCUUGAGAAACACAAGAUAGAGCCCAUCCUCUACAUGACGGAGUGGUUCAUGUGUGCAUUUUCCAGAACUCUACCCUGGUCGUCUGUUCUCAGAGUGUGGGACAUGUUCCUGUGUGAUGGAGUGAAGAUAAUGUUCCGUGUUGGACUGGUGUUGCUGAAAUGCAUGCUGGGAUCUCGUGAGAAACUGAAGGCUUGUCCUGGUCAGUAUGAGACUAUGGAGCUUCUCAGGGCCCUGGAGCCACGAUACUUGCAGGAGGGGUUUCUCAUACAUCAGGUAUUAGAGCUGCCCAUAUCUGCUCGGGACGUCGAGCGAGAGCACCGCAUGCAGCUCAAGCGCUGGCGGAAAACUCACGGCGAGCUCAGCUACAAGUCCCCUCCCAGAAUGCACGGCACUCGGGCCAUCAUGUCUGCAGAGCCACACACCCGCCAAGACCUCCGCCAGAAGCCCACCAUCGUCGUCCACUAUCCGGUGCCCUCAGACACUAAAUCCGAAUUCGCUCGCGUCAAGAAGAGAAGCACUAUCCGAAAAGCCUCCAAUCCCACACUGGACAUCCCAAACCCAUAUGCCCUGCCAACAGACCCCAAACCAGCCUCUCUUAAUAAUCAAACACAAGAGACAACCUCAAACAAUCAGUCCAACCAUCCUCCUCCAUCACUACAGCAAUCCCUCCUCACUACACCCGAAAAGACACCUUCUGAUCCACCAGCCUCUGUCGUCCCACCCCCACAUCCACCUCAACCACCCCAAACCCAACCGUCUGCAAAUCUCUCUCGCACACCACCACCUCCCCAACCUUCACCAAAACCCAAACCCGCACAUCCGACUGAAAUCCCUCACUCCUCCAACCCUGCAGUCACCAUCCAACCACUUUCUCUGCCUAAAGACUCAAGCAACACCAACAACUCAGCCCAGCUGACAGAUCCUCCACCCACUACAGACUCCACUCCGCUUCUUCCAGAAGACACACCUGUGAAUGGCAACUCAGUCGCUGCUCCCAGAGUUCCUGUUUUACAGAUCUCAUGUGAGAGUGUGGGUUCAGAGGACACGUACCUGUAGCUCUCCAGGUCAGCAUUCAGGGAGAAAACAGUAUUGGGAACCAGCAUUAUGCAUGAGAACAAGAUGGGAGGAAAAACUAUGAAUGUAUUUAGAUUUUCUUUGGGUGAAAAGAAAAUCUGGGUGGUUUUGGAGGUGACAAGGAUCCUUGCCGUCAGUAUCUUGCGCCCAUCAGUGUGAAGAAUUCAGGAAUAUAUAAAGCUUAAUGACAAGGAUUAAAUGACUUAAAGACCUCCACGACUUCAUUUUGGUGUUCAUGCACACAAACCUCCUUUUUUCUCUGUGCUGGUCCAUAAUUGACUCCACAGUCUCUGUGUUACAAUGUUAAAAAAAUCAGACUAUUAGAUCUUCCAUUAUUCCUCAAUCAUAAGCAGAAAAGACUUCAUAAUCAAAUAUGUUUGGCUAGUAAUUGUGUUAUUCGCUGCUUACCAAUAUUAGGUCACUUUGCAAGACUUGAUAAUGUAUGACUCUCCAGUCUUAACAGUUUUACAUUUACUUACAACUGCCACUAUUAAACUUUUUUUUUUUUCACUAAAUCGUUUAAUGUAUAACUGUCAUAAUAAGCGCAAAGGAGCAUUUCUUGUUUCAACAUAAUGUCUGUUACCAGUAGCUACAUAUACACUCACAUCUGAGUGAAAUUUAAAAAAAAUAUAUAUAUUUUUGAAGAUAAUCUUUCUUAGAAGCAAUUUAAGUGGAAGCAUCCUUAUUAAACUUUACUCUGUGAAAAACAUUUUAUCUUUAGGUGUAUGAAAGCUUGACACUGGGGCAGUACCUUUCAAAUUACAAAUUUGUACCAUUAAAAGGUGCAUAUUAGUACCUUUGAGAACCAUUUCGGUUUAAAUAAGGUACAAAUUUGUCCAAUUAAGGAUGCUUCUCCAGUGACAAGCUGUACAUUUUUUCACACUUUUUUGUGUUUUU